Messenger RNA from Phaeodactylum tricornutum CCAP 1055/1, 387 nucleotides. RefSeq lists its product with no specific name. The transcript has a single exon. Bases 1 to 387 code for a protein of 128 amino acids. The record is from RefSeq and is a predicted model, not a curated record. Lineage: Eukaryota; Bacillariophyta; Bacillariophyceae; Surirellales; Neidiaceae.
AUGACGUUCGCGUCUGUGCCACGGUAUUUGCAUGCUUUGGUGGGGGUCAUGACGACCUUGAUGUGCCUGAUUAUGCUUUGUGUCGCUCUGGAAGCACCCAAAGCUAUCACGGAACGACUCGAGAACUCGUCCAUUGGAGAAAAACUUUUUUCGUUUCGCGGCCGUUACCUUGUGGAUCUCCUUAUUGUUCUCUUUCUUUUUGCCAUGGGAUUCUGGGGAAUUCUGAUGGCCUGUGGAACGCUCAGUCUGAUCUUUGGUAUCCGGUUUUUGGGCGUGAAACAGCCGGAUGCCUUCAACGAAAUCUUUCGUCAGUCGGAUAUGGAGAGUCAAGCUGACGAAUACACCCUAGAGUCGGAGUACGAUACGCAUGUGAGUGAAAAGCGAUAA